Messenger RNA from Mytilus californianus (California mussel), 1517 nucleotides. Its product is annotated as tumor necrosis factor ligand superfamily member 15-like. Lineage: Eukaryota; Metazoa; Mollusca; Bivalvia; Mytilida; Mytilidae. The transcript has 4 exons. Gene Ontology annotation, biological process: immune response. Bases 393 to 1373 code for a protein of 326 amino acids. Gene Ontology annotation, cellular component: membrane. Gene Ontology annotation, molecular function: tumor necrosis factor receptor binding. The record is from RefSeq and is a predicted model, not a curated record.
AUUGGAUCUGGUGUAGUGGUUAAAACCCCUGUCUCUGGAUGCUAGGCGCAUGGUCGUCGAAGGAUGUAUAAAAUGGUUGCAAGUACUUCUCUCCAGAGGUGACUUAAACAUCAAAUCUGUUUGUACAGAUGAUGUUGAGGGUGGAAAUUACUAUGACAUUGUUUGGUUAAACUAUUAUGCCUUUGUAUAUAUCUACAUUGUAGUAAUAUGCGUACAUUAAGAAUGCCGUGGUCUAUAUUUGAUAUUUGUUUGUUUUGUUUUUUUAUUAAGGUGUCAAUCAUGAAGACCAAUUUCAAACAGUGUCUGUGACAAUGAUGAUGAUGGUCAACUUUUGAGACAAUUUGUCGUCAAUCUGAGUCACAAGGCCUGAAACUUAUUACGAAAUAAAAGAUAUGAAUACUAAUUUGUGUGAUGCCUACAAACAUACUGUUUACUGUAUGUGUCCAACAGGGAGCUCUGAAAGGACAAUAAUGCAAAUAAAAAAUAAAACAAAAUUAUCUGUGGAACGAUGUCACGUUCUUAUUUGGAUAAUUGUAAUUGGAAUAAUAAUUCUCUUUGCUUCAUUAAUAGUAGCAAUGUUUACCUCUCUAAAUCAUUUAAGACAUGAUCUUUACAAUGAAAAGUUAGAGAGGAGAGACAGAGAAAAUACUAUGUGUGUGCCGUGCUAUGAUUUGAUACUAGGACCAUUGGAAAAAGACAACGCAAAACUUCACUUAUUGAAAAGAACAAUGGAAAAUGAUAUGGAAAUUUGUUGUGCUAAAGGAUCGAAUCAAACAGCAAUUCUUGUUAGCUUGAUAUUUGAAAGGCAAGAACGAUUGAAGAAAACUAAAGAUCGAAUUCUUUCUGAAUCUGAAUGUAAAUGCAACAGUUCAAGUGAUACACGUAACAUUACCAGAUUAAAUAGACCUUCUGUUCAUCUGACUGCGGGCGUACAACCAAUAACAGAUAAUUGUGAACCUCCAUUUACAGUUAGUAAUUGGGUUUCGAAGGGACCAACAUCUCACACAAAUGACAUACAUGUCGACGACAGCCGAAUUAUCAUCCACACAUCUGGUCUUUAUUUUGUAUACAGUCAGAUAUUUUUCAGUGACCUUUAUAGAGGACAACCACAAUCAAACGGAUCGCAUGCUCUCUACCAUUAUGUUUACAGGUUCAACUAUAUUUAUCCAAACGAUGGUCAGGAGCUACUCUUAAAAAGUGUUCGCACACAAUGUUGGGCGGAAAAUAAAAUCUAUGGUGAUUACACCAGUUAUACUGCUGGUGUCUUUAAGCUCAAUGCAGGUGAUCAGAUUUUUGUAAAGGUAUCUCAAAUCAGAUUGAUUUCGAGAGAUGGACAAGCGUCGUUUUUCGGGGCUACUUUGAUGUAUCUGUAAUAAGAGUUUUUUAAAGGAAUCCAUGAAAUAGCACAAUAUCAUAAUGUCUCUGUUCUGUAUUACUGUAAGACACAUUUCGCUUUUAAUAUAUACAAUGCAUAUUUUAAUUUUUUUAUUUUUUACUGUUUGUUAUAAUUUUGUAAA